CGCUGCUCCCUGAACGCCUCCUGACCUUUUACCCGGGACAUUACGAGAGCCAGCCCUCGCGACUGUCAUGCGUGGAAGUUAACGGUACCGUGUGUGUGUGUCAGUGUGUGUGUGUGUGUUAGUGACAGCCCACUGCUCGUGACCCUGCUGGCACCGUUUACCGGAUCCGUUAACCGGUUAGAGGAGCAGCUCGCGAGUUAGCUCGCGGUCACAGUUAGCACCUAACAGCUAACGGCUAACAGCUAACGGCUAACUAACAGAAGAUGGAGGAGUUUCUGUCGAGCUGCCGCCGAGCCGUGCAGGUGGAUCAGCCAGGUGUCAGGCUCCACGUGGUUCUGGGGAACGAGGCCUGUGACCUGGACUCUAUGGCGUGUUCUCUCGCCUACGCCUACUUCCUGUCAAAGCAGGGUGACUCUGGGAUGCUGGCCGUCCCGGUAUUGAACAUGCGUCAGUGUGAGUUGGCUCUGCGUCCUGACAGCGUGUUCAUGCUGAGACAGCUGUCUCUGUCUCCAGACCUGCUGCUCUUCAGAGACCAGCUGGACCUGCGAGCGCUGCGGCGAGCCGGACGCCUGGUGCUCACGCUGGUCGACCACAACGUCCUGCCCAGCUCGGACAGCGAGCUGGAGGGCGCCGUGGUGGAGGUCAUCGACCAUCACCGGCUGGAGAGAGAGCCCUCCCCUUCCUGUGCUGUUACCGUGGAGACGGUGGGGUCAUGUGCCACGCUGAUAACGGAACGAAUCCUCCAAAAAGCUCCAGAGGUCCUGGACCUUCAGUCUGCUCAGCUGCUCUACGCAGCUGUAGUGCUGGACUGUGUGAACAUGGCUCCCUCUGCUGGUAAAGUGACUCCUAAAGACGAGGAGCUGGCAGCAGAUCUGGAGUCUCGUUUCCCCGCUCUGCCUCAGAGAGGAGAGCUCUUCAGGAGGCUGCAGGACGCCAAGUUUGAUGUCUCAGGUCUGACCACGGAGCAGAUGUUGAUGAAGGACAUGAAAGCUGUUUCAGGAAGUUUGAACGUGGCCGUCUCUGUCCUCUACGUCCCGCUGGAGGUCUUCCUACAGCGUGCGGCGUUGGAGGCGGAGCUCUCAGAUUUCUGUCUGAAGUUUGGCUACGACCUCCUGCUGCUGAUGACCAUCUCCUUCACUGAGAGCAGCGAGCCAAUCAGAGAGCUCGGUGUGUUCAGCCACAGCGGCGCCUGCCGGCGACAGGUGAGUGUCUACCUGGAACAGGCCCGUGACCCCGCCCUCAACCUCUGUCCAAUCAGCAGCCUGCAUCCUCACAUCACAGCCUAUCAGCAAGGAAACUCCGUGGCGUCUCGUAAGAAGCUCCUCCCCCUCGUUAAGGACUUCCUGGAGCAGCGGGACGGAGACGGUCGCCUGGGAGACGAGGAGGAAGAGGAGGAGUCUGGGUUCCCCCCCACCCCGAUGAACAGUCUGGUGGACGGCUGUCCUCUGGACGCCGGCCUGCCGCACAUCAGCGCUCGGGACCUGGAGGAGAAGUUCAGCCACAUGGCCAACUGACCUCUGACCUCUCACCUCUCACCUGACCUGUCACCUGACCUCUGACCUGUCACCUGACCUCUCACCUGUCACCUCUCACCUGUGAGUCAUCGUGGCGUCCGUCAGGGACACCUGAAGGUACC
Messenger RNA from Sander lucioperca (pikeperch), 1636 nucleotides. It is a transcript of the gene prune1, whose product is annotated as prune exopolyphosphatase. Gene Ontology annotation, cellular component: cytoplasm. Gene Ontology annotation, molecular function: exopolyphosphatase activity. The coding region runs from base 264 to 1514 and encodes 416 amino acids. The transcript has 9 exons. The record is from RefSeq and is a predicted model, not a curated record. Lineage: Eukaryota; Metazoa; Chordata; Actinopteri; Perciformes; Percidae.